AUGUCACCUGCAGCAAAGAUCUUACAUGAACAUAAUUAUGCUAGAUGCAACGAAGAACCACAAGAUGAUGAAGAUUUAACCGAGGACGCGCAGGAUGAAGAACCAGAUAGAUCUGAAUUACAACAGAAAUUAAGACAAAAAAUUAAGAGUUUACCACAGCAACUGAGACGAUCUAAGAAAAAAAUUACAGAGCAUGAAAGAUCUCAUUUUACAUUUACAAGAAAAAUUGGUCAUAAGCACAGAACAGGCAGGUAUACUCCAUGCAGCAUUUGACAACCUACAGUUAUCGCUUUUUCAAAAUGCAAAAGACAACUUAAGCAGUACACCAACAGAUAGAAGAUACUCUGACGAAGUGAAGGAAUUUGCACUAACAUUAUAUUUUUAUUCUCCCAAAGCAUACCGGUAUGUUAGGUCUAUAAUUCCACUACCAAAUCAAACUCUCCUUCGGAAGUGGUCAUCGUCUGUUAACUGUGAACCAGGCUUUUUUAAGGAAGUAUUUACUGCCUUGGCAAGUAAAGUCAGCAGAGAUGCUAUUAAAAAGGAUUGCUGCUUGAUUAUUGAUGCUAUGGCCAUCAGAAAACAAACAAUAUGGGACACAAAGAAGGAUUGUUAUGCUGGUUUUGCGGACUAUGGCCAGGGAGGACCGAUCCUUGAUGAUCCGGAGACGUUAGCUUCGGAAGCACACGUUUUCCUGCUGGUUGAAGCUAGAAGCCAUUGGAAAUGCCCAAUUGGCAACUUCCUUACUGAUAAGAUCUCAUCUACAUACCAGGCACAAUUGAUAAACAUGGCACUCGAAAUGGCAGCUGAGGCAGGGUUAAAGGUAUGGUCUAUAACGGCAGAUGGAACGUCAGUCAACCUAAGCAAUUUCCGGAAGCUAGGCUGUCAAUUCGGCACAACAUACGACACCAUUGAUCCAAAAUUUAAACACCCCACCACAGGAGAAGAUGUAUUUGUUGUUACAGAUCCAUGUCAUAUGCUGAAACUUGCUAGAAAUGCAUUUGCACACCUUGGCACAAUUAUUGAUAAUGAAGGGGAAAAAAAUACAGUGGCAGAAUUUUCAGCAACUGUACCUCCUUCAAGAACAGAAGGGAUUGAAGAUGGGCAACAAGUUAUCACCCAACCACAUCAAAUUCGAAAAGCACAAAAUGAAUGUUCGGCUAGCAGCUCUGACGUUAAGCUCUUCAGUGGCUGA
Paramuricea clavata is the source of this 1192-nucleotide messenger RNA. The record is from the annotation of a GenBank genome assembly. NCBI's taxonomy places the organism in Eukaryota, Metazoa, Cnidaria, Anthozoa, Malacalcyonacea, Plexauridae.